Messenger RNA from Megalobrama amblycephala (Wuchang bream), 6200 nucleotides. It is a transcript of the gene irs2a, whose product is annotated as insulin receptor substrate 2a. The record is from RefSeq and is a predicted model, not a curated record. Lineage: Eukaryota; Metazoa; Chordata; Actinopteri; Cypriniformes; Xenocyprididae. Gene Ontology annotation, biological process: insulin receptor signaling pathway. Gene Ontology annotation, molecular function: phosphatidylinositol 3-kinase binding; insulin receptor binding. Gene Ontology annotation, cellular component: plasma membrane; cytosol. The transcript is spliced from 2 exons. The coding region runs from base 552 to 3902 and encodes 1116 amino acids.
ACAAGUUAAAAUGGACUCCAUGCCUCGAACUUAAUAAAUGACAUGCGUUUUCUCACUCCCUCACGUACGUAUUUUCAGAGCCUGACACAUUUUUAAAAUGAACAUUGGGUCUGACUAAAUUAUAAUUCUGAAAUAGGGAUCUUCAGCUGUUUCUGUCGCCAUCGCAUUAUGUUAGGAAAGACUCGUUUAUCGAAUGUGUUUGAAUGUGUCUGUAGGUUUGAUUCAUUUCCAGGUUAAAACAUGUCGACUGGAAGGCCUAUAUUAUGCUUAUAUUCGAAACUAGUUUAUCUGCGACAUAAAAACACGUUUUACUGUUAACCAGGCGCAAAGUCUCUGCAGCACCGAAGUGCGUAUGUACAGUAGAUGUGUCAUCCACACAGCGCUGUUUAUUUUAGGAGGAGGGGAGAACAGCUUGUGUGAAGGGGGAUUUGCCUAUACUACGUCACGGAUUUGUCAAAAUACUGUCAAUCUUUUCGCCUGGCCAAUGAAUCCAAUGAGCAACUCCUUCGUUGGCUUGGCAAGUACGCCUCUUAAAGAUCGCGCCGCCUUAUAUGACUGUUUUUUCUUCACUGUUCCAAGAUGGGCUGUGUAUAACGUCACAUGUUGUUUUUUUCUUAAGCUCAGUCAUUCUGAGUGAGGAGUUAUUUGCUCUGAACAAACAGACGUCGCAUGGUGAAACAGCGCUGAAAUCUCAAUUUCUCGGAUAUUUAAGUUUAAAUCUCUUUUACUACGGAUGGAUAACAAGUUCUAGAAACUUAAGUAAAUACAUUGUAAACGCAAGUAUGGCAAGUCCGCCUCUUAAAGGGGGAUACUCGUUAUCAAAUGACAACAUCAUUCAUUCAAACAACAUCAAAAAAUGUGGAUACCUCAAGAAGCAAAAACAUGGACAUCGGCGCUAUUUUGUUUUGAAAGAUCAGAGUGACGGACUCCCUGCGCGGCUGGAGUACUAUGAGAAUGAAAAGAAAUGGAAAAACAAGUCCGCUGCAAAAAGAGUAAUUUUUCUCGACUCUUGUUUGAGCAUAAACAAGCGCGCUGACGCGAAACACAGAUAUUUGAUAGCUCUCUAUACCAAGGACGAGUAUUUUGCUGUUGCUGCGGAGAAUGAGCAAGAACAGGAGAGUUGGCAUGGAGAUUUAACUGAUUUAUUAAGUAAGGGAAAAAUGUGUGACAGCUCCGUUUCUAGUUCGGCAUCAUCUCUGGUGGGCUUCGACGAGGGAAAUUACGGCGUGAUUACACCAGUGAAUGCUGCGUAUAAGGAGGUAUGGCAAGUUAAUCUUAAAGCAAAGGGACUUGGGCAGAGCAGAAAUAUCACUGGAGUUUACAGGCUGUGCUUAUCAAGUCGGACAAUUAGCUUUGUGAAACUUAACUCGGAGGUGGCAUCUGUGACUCUGCAGUUGAUGAAUAUACGCAGAUGUGGGCACUCUGAUAGCUUUUUCUUCAUUGAGGUUGGAAGAUCUGCCUCUACUGGACCUGGAGAGCUGUGGAUGCAAGCAGACGAUUCUGUGGUGGCACAAAAUAUACAUGAGACCAUUUUAGAAGCUAUGAAAGCGAUGAAAGAGCUGUCAGAGUUCAGACCACGCAGCAAAAGCCAGUCGUCGGGAUCAAAUCCCAUAUCUGUACCGACUCGGCGAAACCUAAACAAUUUACCCCCUAGUCAGACAGGGUUGGUGAGGAGGUCAAGGACGGACAGUUCAGCAGCCACAUCUCCUGUCACCAAGUUUUCUUCUUGUCGAAUACGGACAGCGAGCGAAGGGGAAGGUACCAUGACCAGGCCAGUCUCCAUAUCAAUAUCUGAGAAUGGAAGCCCGACGACUGUCGGCCGGAACCACAUAAGCAGAUCUAACACGGUGUCUGUGGGCUGUCGGACAUCAGAACCUUCACUGCUUCAUCACAGCAGGUCCAUGUCAACGACAAUGUCCCAUUCGCCUCCAUCUGCUGUAAGCCCACUAAGUUUGUCCUCAAUUAGCAUGAAUGGUUCCAUCUCAUCCACAGCACACAGACCCUCCAGCUGCAGUGGUUCUGUUUCUGGGUCACCAAAUGAUACUGGCUCUGGCUUCCUCUCGUGUGACGAUUACAGUUCUAGCCCAGGGGAUGUGAGGUACAACCUAGUAAACAGGAGUGACACACCUUCUUCUCUUUCCAGCACACCACCCUCAAGAGAAGCCAGUGAGCCCCAUGGUUAUAUGGUGAUGGACAGGCCAUCCAACUCCCAGAACAAGAUGUGGCCAAAUAGCAGAGAUAUGUUGGAGGUGGAGACAUACAGGAAGAGGACGUAUUCUCUGACAACCCCGCGACAACAGGUAGCACACUCCCAGCUAUCCUCAGCGUCACUUGAUGAAUACAUGCUGAUGAGGGCUGCAAACAGCCACUCUGGACGGAGCACAAAUUCUGCAUCUCCUAAGGUCUCAUACCCAGAAGAUUAUGGGAACAUUGACAUUGGCUCUAACAGUAAUGUGGCUGAUGAUGGCUACAUGCCCAUGACACCAGGCAUGGCACCUCAGUAUGCCAAAAAUGAGCACUACAUGCCCAUGAGUCCCAUGAGUGUUUCAGCACCCAAGCAGAUCAUUAAUCCAAGGUCACAUCCUCAGCCCACAGGCAGUGGCUGCACUACUAACUCACCCAGCAGUGGAUCUCUAGAGGAUAGCGGGUACAUGAAGAUGUGGUCUGGAUCCAAGUUUUCACUGGAGAGCUCUGAUGGGAGAGCUGUGAAUGGAGAAUACAUGAAUAUGUCACCGACUGACACAUAUGUCUCGCCCACACCACCAGAUUUUUUCCUGGGUCAAUGUGAAACAACUCAACGAUCCUCCCCAUCUCUAAGACAGGCACCUAAACGGGCAGAGGAUGACCAGUAUGUUUUGAUGAGUCCCCAGAGCCAAAAUCCAAUAGAAGAGGCCAACAGGGUUUCUGCCCUGCCCCCUCUCCGUCGCCCUGAUGGCAUGGCACAGAGAGCAAGAGUCAACAGACCCAAUAGGUUAUCUUUAGACACUCUGAGGAUGCUUCCCAGCAUGACUGAACAUCCUCUCCCUUGUGAGCCUAAAAGCCCUGGUGAGUACAUCAACAUAGACUUUGCUGCUGCUACACAGUGCUCUUCUCCCUCUAUGGUUUCUGUGGAAAGCCAGGCCUCCCUGUCCAACCUCAGACAGGGAUCCCCCCUCUCAGACUACAUGAACCUCAAUCCGAAUUCACACUCUCAUAAACUGAGAGAAGCACUCAGCAGUCCCCUGGAUAGAAUGCCAGAGUUGGCUGAAUGCCCAUGCCCAGCUGAUGAGGGGGCUUAUUUCCUCAGUGAACGAAGAAACUCACCAUGCUCAUCUGGCACAGGUAAAGACAAUUACACUGAGAUGAGUUUCAACAAUGGUCCCAUCUCACCUCCAUUCCUGUCUGAGAAUGAUAAGAGUGCUUCAGUCAGCCCCACUAGCAGGGUUCAAAGGCUGAACCUGAGCGACCAGGGAGUGUCAAAAGGAAUUGGUGCUUUCUUGUUGGCUGCCUCCUCUGUAGACCCAAACGGAGGAGCAAAGGUGAUCCGAGCAGACCCUCAGGGCCGGAGACGGCAUAGCUCUGAGACUUUUUCAUCCACCACCACAGUUGCACCUGUCUUUCCUUCUUUUGCACACAAUGUUAAGCGACACAGCUCUGCCUCAGUUGAGAACGUCUCUGUCCGAAGCAGUGAAGGUUCUGAUGAGGAGUACGGGUCUCCCAUGUGCAGAGAGACUUCAGCUGGUUAUCAGAAUGGACUUAACUACAUCGCCUUAAACCUCAUGGAGAAACAAGAGAUGGGCAAUUGUGAAAACCUUGUGGGCUUCAAGACUGGUGGUUGCUGUAAAGCUGGAAUAAAUGGAUUACAUGCAACUCCAUAUGUGUGUCUGGGAUUCAAAGAGACUGCAACCACUGUACAAGAUUGAGCAAGAAGCAGAGUGCUGGUACUGAGGGAAAGUGGAAGCUCAACCAGUAACUAGACUUGACUGGUCUGGACUGGACUAUGCUGCUGUAAACGAACUGUGACCUUUGCACCUCAUCCUAAUGCUGAACGUCAGGCGGCUGGGUUGUGAUUAUUCUAGUGAGGCCACUUUAACAUGCUACUCCUGUUUCUACCAUCUGUACCAUUUUUUUAGGAUCUGCAAAGCUGCUGCUCUGUUGGUAACAAGAGUCAUGAAACAUACAUGCCACUUGCAUGUUUGAACUUUUAUUAAUGUUGUUGAUGUGAACACUUUGUUUUGGGGUUCUUUGAAUUCAGAACAUUGAUUGGAAUAUAGUUUACCCUGAAAUCUGUAAUCUUCAUUUACCUGACAUAUACAACUGUAAGGUACUUAUUGCCCUAUCCUAUGAAUAGCUACAAUUGUGGCAUUUUAGUCAGUUUAAAUGAUGUCUAAAAGAUUUCCACAAGUCCUUUCUCAGGAAAAGACUUGUACUGAUGUACGCAAUUUAGAAGAGAUAAAAAAUUCUUAUUUUUUCCUCCAAAAUUGAAUGUUCUCACAUGACCAAUCCAAAGCCUUACUCUCUCUGUUGGCAAAAUUGCGACUACUUAUCUGGACCUAAACAAUGAGAAAAUAUCAAAAUAUGUAAUAUUUAUUGUAUUCACUCUAUUUUUCUAAAUAUCUAGUUUAUUAAACAAUUACAUAGUAAGUUGCUAUAUAAGAGUUUUGAUAUGCAGAGUGUCUUACCACUUAAUCAGAGGUGGUUAUUGCACAUAAUAUUUAAUAACUACUCAAGAACAUAUUAUAUUUAUUACCAAAUAUGGUCGACCUUUUGCUCCUGUUUCCUCAGAUUCAGUCACUUUCUCACCUUGUUGCGUAAAUCAUGGCCAUUCCCUGUUCCUCUGCCUCAAGAAUUGCAUUCAACAGUAAUAUAAAAUAUGAUAUAACAAUGACUAUUUCCCAUUUGCGUAGAAAUAGCAUGGAUAAAGACACAUGCACUACACUAGAUGAUAUCGAUGCACAGAAAUUUUGACCACAGAAAAUGCCAUAAGACACCGCCAUUGGCUAAAGCAGAAAGAGUAAAAUGGAAGUUAUGUAAUCUCUUGAUAAAUAUCAUUAAUAGAACUGAUAGUUUUUUCCAGACAAAGGCUAAUUUAAAAUGAGAACUCAGUUUUUUAGAUUUGUGGGUUCAGAAUUUGGACAAGAAUUUCUGUUCCUUUCUGUGCAUCUCUACUUGACAACAGUUUAAUAGUUGGUGACUGUCUUAAUCCGCUCACAUUGGCUCUCUGUUGAUAAUAUCGCAGUGAUGUCUCAUUCAACUAGAUUGUAACACAUGACGUGUCUGAAUGUAGAACACAAAACCCUCUUACACAGUAUGAGUGAACAGAUUAGUGGGGCAGAAAAAAUGAUCACAACAGGAGUAAUUUUAGCCAUUGUCUGCUUUUCCCUGAAUGUUGUGAACUAAAUACAAAAAUGUGAUCUGCUUAACAUUUUCAUGACAUUUAAAAUACUUCUCCUCCUACUACGCAAUAGUGUCUUAUAUAAAAAUACUAAGCAAAUAAACUGCUAAGCAAAUAACAAAAUGCAAGAUACUACGCAUUGCAUUGGUGAAACGUGAUUUGUUCAAAACUUAAUAAAUCCCUUAUCUAAAAACACAUGUAUAGCACUGAUGUAGACGUGUUGAUGCUUUUUUUUAUUUUAUGUUUAAAGUCCUAAAAAAGAGUGACACAUGACACAAUGCCACUUUAUUGUGUAAUUUCUUGAGGUAAUGGUACUCAUUCUACUUGAUUCUUAGGAAGGUCUUGCUUCUUGGGUAGCAUUCAUUCACCCUUUGUAUAUGCAAUACUUACAAAUCAGAUUAGUUUACAAAGUGGAACCAAAUGUAUAAAUAUUAUGUUAAUAUAUUUGUUAAAAUAUUUUACAGAGAUAUUGAAUUUAUGCUGUUUGUACAUUUCUUUCUGCCAACUUUUAAAGCUUGUUUUAUUUUGCUUUAUGAAAAAAAAAAAAAAAUAUAUAUAUAUAUAUUCAACAGUGUUCUCAAAGAGUCUAAGUAUAAAAAUAAAUAUCUAUUGUUUGUAUGUAUCAAAGGGUAAAUAUAUUUUCAAUAUUUGCCAGGUUUAAUUGAACAAGCUGUGUCUUCCAUUGUACAAAUGUCACAUACUGUUCAUUGUUAUGCUGUUGAGAAAUCAUUUAAAAUAUCCUAGAUGAAUAUUGCUUUUGUUUGUGUUGCAAAAGAUAGUCACAUGCAAUAAUACAAAUAAAUAUUGUUAUUUAAGGAAAAUAAAA